AUUUCUUUUUUACUUGAGCUGUUCCAAAGCUUACAUCGAUUACCACUACUACUACUGACCUACUGUCAAUAACGCAACAGUUGAAUUGCCCCUUAGUGUGAAGUAUAAUAUACGAACGUAAAUCUCAAGAAUGUUAUUGAGGAAACUGACUGACACUCUUCUAAUAAACAACCUUAAGCAUUCCGCUUGCAAUGAGUUCAGGAAUUGGCCCAAACGGAGUUUCUCUGCUCACGGUAGCGGGCAAGUGGUCUCACAACCACAGAAGAAACUAACUGCUCGUCAAGAGGAAUUGAUGAAACGGGGCCUUCCAAAGCGUACAAAAAUUCCAAAUGUUGAGAAUAUAAUUGUUGUUGCAUCAGGAAAGGGAGGAGUUGGAAAGUCAACCACUGCAGUAAAUUUGGCACUAGCACUCUCAGAUGUGGAAAGUCAAAACAAAGUAGGGUUGCUGGAUAUGGAUGUGUUUGGGCCUUCUAUUCCUCGCAUGAUGAAUUUAUCAGGAUCUCCAGCAUUAACAAAAAAUGACUAUAUGAUUCCCCUAACAAAUUAUAAUAUUAAAUGCAUGUCAAUGGGUUUUCUUGUUGAAGAAAAGGCAGCAAUUGUAUGGCGUGGUCCUAUGGUAAUGUCUGCUGUUCAGAGAUUACUACUUCGUACUGAAUGGGGAGAACUUUCACAUCUUGUUCUUGACUUGCCUCCAGGAACUGGUGACACCCAGCUUUCCAUAUCUCAGUUAGUUGAAGUUACUGGUGCAGUAAUAGUUUCCACACCACAGGAUAUUGCUCUUCUAGAUGCACGCCGUGGAGCUGAAAUGUUCAGUAAAGUAAAUAUACCAGUACUUGGCAUGGUUCAGAAUAUGAGUAUAUUCACCUGCCCAAAAUGUGGACAUCAGGAACAUAUUUUUGGUCAAGAUGGCGUUCAAAAUAUGGCAACUGAACUAGGUAUAGAUUUACUAGGGGAUGUUGCCUUGGAUCCCAAGAUUCGUCAGUGUGCUGAUGAAGGCCAGCCUAUUAUAAUUUCCCAUCCUAAAAGUGCUCAGGUGGCUAUUCAAGAACUAGCCAGCAACAGCCGUCAGAGAACAUAGGUGCCAUAGUUGUAGGAUUGGGUGACCGUGACUCCCACGGACGUUUGUCUGCUGAUAGGAGUGAGCUACCUUCAUUGGUGGAUGAACAGAAUGUUUUGGAAGAAGAAGAGGAGAAUCAGGAGUUUCUGGCUUAUUAUGCGGAGGUGAUUGAUUUGAUUCGUCAAUUCAAUAAUAUCUCAAGGUCUGAAACUCCUUCCAGCAUCGCUCCGUCUGGAAUUGAAGCUCUAUUGGGACUGAAAAAGAUUUUAGGUGUCAUAUGAUUACCAUGCUCAAGUCAUGCAAUCUGUGUUGCAACAUGUUAAUGCACAAAUUUCUGGAAGGGAUGAAUUUUUGAGGUCAAAUAGAUCUUUCAAAUUUCUUCCUCCGCUGUUACCGAGACAUAUGAAAUGUUAUGCAACACCUGUUAUUCCAUAACUAGGAAAACAGAUCAAUCCAGAUGUGUGAAAUUAAGACCUGGCAUAACCUUAGAUCAGGUGAAGAUGGAAUGCCCCUCAUUUACUUGUCAAGAAGCUGCUACAUUGGAGGCAGCAGCUUCUAUCUUUCAAAUGGCUUCAUAGUUAAACAUUUGGUCAACAACAGUGCCUAAGAUUACGUCUUCAGAGUCAACCAGGAGAUUAAAUGAGACAACCUUUAUCAGAUUGCUUCAAUCUGGUUCCAAAGCAAUUUCAUAUUUGACAAACUUGAGUGCCAAUGUAUGGGCUAAUAUCCUGUUCAUGAGGAGAGAUGCAGCAUUGGCUAAAUUAAGCUGUACUAUUGAUUUGGACUCUCUAUCACCCAUUCAGAAUGGAGAUAUCUUGGUCAAAAUUUCUGUUACCAAAAGGUAUACUAGACGCUGCAGUUGAUAAAGGAUGGACACCAAUGAUAGAUUAAUUCAACAGGCAGUUAAUAAAUUGUCUGGAAACAGUCCUAGUGAAAUAAAAUGACAACAACAAACACCACAAAAGAGAGUAGUGAGGCAUAAUCCUUCCCCCUAGAUCAGCAAGACCUUCUCCAGGAAAGAAAUUAUCUCGGCAGACCUUUUGCAAUACAGCCAACAGAGGAAGGGGCAUUAGGGGCAGGGGGAGGGGUUCGAGACGAUAGACUGGGCGCCUCUCACCUUUCUGGUAGUCACACCAGUGGGAGAAUGUCUGGCGAGUCAUUGGAAGGUGUGGCAGGGAUCUGGAGCAAAGCAGUGAAUAGUGGAUGUUCUCAGAGUAGGGUAUCUGUUCCCAUUCGACUUACUCGACCCCUGGCAGAAAAACCAUUACCACACCUCUCUUAGACUUCUGGGUCUCAGAAACUCCUUAUUCUGAAAGAAGAAAUGAAGAUGAUGGAGAAGGGAGCUGUAGAGCAAGUAGCAUUCCCAUCAGGUGGAUUUAACAAGCUGUAUUUUCCUUGUUCCCAAGCCCCAUGGAGAUUGGAAGACAGUUAUAGAUCUGUCAACAUUGAAUCUUUUCAUAAAGAGGACGAGAUUCAGGAUGUAGACCCCAAGGACAGUUCUAGCAGUAAUUAGGGACAAGGAUUUUACGCUGACAACAUACUUGAAGGAUGCAUACUUUCAGAUUCCAAUCCAUCAUUCUUCCAGGAAGUUUCUUUGCUCCAGUCAGGCACAGAAGGUUUUUCAAUUCAGAGUUCUGUGCUCACUAUUGUGUCGACAUGGCCUCAUGCUCAGGGUUAAUAAGGUACCUGGACAAUUGGCUGUUGCAUUACAUGAACAAUGUAAAUGACUUAAAUUAGCAAUACAUAUUACAAUAUUCUGAGUUCCUAGAAGUAGUAGUAGAAUGAUUGCCAAAUGAAGUGGAUACACCAUGCAAUUUAGUGGGGUCUUACCAUGCACUGGUAUCCACUAGGACAAUUAAACUGCCAUGUACAGCAAGACAGCUUACCACAAUCAAAUGUUUAUGGAUGGUGGCCUUCUUCAUACAAGUGACAUGCUAAUAAUGGUGUAACUCACUGAGGAGUGCUCACUGGUGUCUUGUUAUUUCCUAAUUAGACACCCAUUAGCACUUUGCCACAUUGCAAACAAUGUCAUAACAAUUCAUCUUUACAUAGGGCUGCUCCUACUUGAAAAAGUCACCUAUAAUGGUUCUUAGAUCAGUACAACCUUUAUCAAAUGAUGAAUGUUAAAGAAAAGUUAGGAAAUAAUUUCAGUUUAAUUUCCAAUUGACAUUUUAAUCACAAAGCAACACAGGGCAAUAUGAUAUCCACUCAGAUCUUAUAUACAUCAACAAUCUCAAGACAUUCUUAAUCAUUAAGAGAAAAUAAAUGCAGAUUUCUCCAUCUUGUUUAUGCAAAUGUAAAAUAUACUGAUCUGAUAAUGUAUCAGGUCAGUGCAGACAAAAAUAGUAAACUGCUUUCAACUCAUAAUAUUUAAGUGAAAAAAAGUUAUGCAUUUGGAAUACAAAUAACCACUAAUCAACAUCACAGAAGUUAAAAAUUAUGCAAUAUAUUAGCGAACUCGAGAUCCAGAUUCUCUUGAGUGAUAAAAGGGGCAGCUGCUUUUAUAAUGGGUUUCUUUUGUGAUAUGUAGCAAAUAAUCUGUAGUGCUUAUCCAGUGCCUGUUGAUGUAAAAAUGUGUACAUGUCACCUACCAACUGGCUAUACCUA
Molecule: messenger RNA, 3664 nt
Organism: Macrobrachium nipponense
Lineage: Eukaryota; Metazoa; Arthropoda; Malacostraca; Decapoda; Palaemonidae
Gene: Nubpl
Product: iron-sulfur cluster transfer protein NUBPL-like
Exons: 8
Coding region: 131-1078 (315 amino acids)
Biological process (GO): iron-sulfur cluster assembly; mitochondrial respiratory chain complex I assembly
Cellular component (GO): mitochondrion
Molecular function (GO): ATP-dependent FeS chaperone activity; 4 iron, 4 sulfur cluster binding; ATP binding
Source: RefSeq, a predicted model, not a curated record